AGUCAAAUAUCAAAAUUGCGUAUUCACUGCAUCAUUUCAUAGGACCAAUCAAAUCAUUUUGGGUUGAAAAGUGACAUUAUGGGAAUCUUCGCUUGUUUUUUGAUCAUCCUCCAUAUUACGAGAGGACACAAGUAUGAUACAUAUGAUGCAUACAACUGCGGUAAAUCGCAAAUAAAUGCUGCACGAAGCUCAUUAGGAGUAAGAACCAGACGAUCUUACAUAGCUGAUGCUCACUCUAAUGACACAAGCAUUGGCGGCGAUUCAACGAGUCAAGAGUUAGACGAUAACGUCACUGACGAUGAGGAUGAGGACGAUUUCAUGCAAGAAAAGAUAAUGGGAGGCAGACGAGCUGAAAGAGGUGAACUUCCAUGGGCAGUAUUGCUUCACGUUUGGAAAAAGAAGUCUUCAAGAGAUGGAAGCACAACUUUGUACGGAGGAAUAUGCGGUGGAACGCUGAUUUCAACACGACAUGUUAUCACUGCAGCUCAUUGCUUCCAGGCAACGGAGAGCGAAGGUCAAUGCAGCACCUCAAACAUGGUCUCACCGGACUUUGUGAUAAACAAUACGGAAGUUUUUAUUGGCGGCACUUGCAGUUCGACAGGCAGAUUUGGUUGUACUAAGUCAGAUAUUGGUAGAGUUUACAAAGUUGCCCGCGCAUUUUACGAGGAUUAUUUCAAAUUUGGCUGCACAGACACUCACGACAUAGCGAUUCUUGAGUUGGCUAAGGAUGUGCCAAAAACAAUAAAUCAUGUUUGCUUACCUUUUAUGCAUAAAGUGGAGGAAUUAGAAGAUCCUUAUCUAAAACUAAGAACGUUUGGAUGGGGAAGAGAUCCACUUAAUCAUGACAACAAUCUUUCACCUUACUUGCAAAUGACGGACUUAGGUGCAAAACUACCGGAAAUAGAGUGCAGGAAAUCUUCUAAAGCAAAAGAUACGUUCUGUGUCAAGUCCGGUCAGCAGGAAUUUUGCAGAGGUGACAGUGGCGGAGGAGUAACAGCAAAGAUUCGUGGAAGAAAUUACUUGAUGGGGGUAGCUAUUGCGGGACCUCCUUGUGAUAUGGUUGCCAAAGAUGUUAAAGCUCGUUCUCAUCCACAGACCUGCACUGACAUUAUGUACUACAAGAAGAUGAUCGGAACAUGGAUUCUGGCAAAAAGAAGUAGAAAACCCAAAGUUGUGAAUCUACCUUACAAAAAGCUCCAUCGUUUGCUUAAACCGAUAACAAACCCAUACUGGAAAAACGACCCAUUGAGUAGCAUUUUUUACCUACCCAUAUUUAAUCCUUUCCCGAUGUUUUGAUGAUGCUACUUUUGUUGUUAUACACAAACCCGAAGAAGUAAGCACGACAUCAAAUGUGACAGACCAUUU
Messenger RNA from Cylicocyclus nassatus, 1365 nucleotides. The record is from the annotation of a GenBank genome assembly. Lineage: Eukaryota; Metazoa; Nematoda; Chromadorea; Rhabditida; Strongylidae.